This is a messenger RNA of Poeciliopsis prolifica (blackstripe livebearer), 8298 nucleotides long. RefSeq names its product peroxidasin. NCBI's taxonomy places the organism in Eukaryota, Metazoa, Chordata, Actinopteri, Cyprinodontiformes, Poeciliidae. The coding region runs from base 958 to 5490 and encodes 1510 amino acids. Gene Ontology annotation, biological process: response to oxidative stress. The transcript has 23 exons. Gene Ontology annotation, molecular function: peroxidase activity; protein binding; heme binding. The record is from RefSeq and is a predicted model, not a curated record.
AGACCUGAGAUUCAACAAAAUCAAGGAUUUACAACCAGGCUCCUUCAGGCGAUUAACGAACCUCAACACACUCUUGUUCUGUUGAGUUCUGUAAUGGCUCCUCAAGGGAGUCGACCCCUGCUCUGUGUCAAGGAUUUGUCCGUCAACAGGACAAAACAAAACUCUUGUCUCCAACUACCAAGAUAAGUUCCUCAUGUGGAACACUGGUUGUGUCUCUCCCCUAAAUAUUGUUACUUUCCUUGACUUUUCUGUAUCUGUUAUUUAAGUGUUUCACUUUUCUUUGGUAGUGAUAUGUCUUCAUAGAUGCUGUGAUUGUGUAAGAACUGAAACACAACAUGUUGUCCAAGAGUAAUGAACCUGACAAGUUCAUUUGACAUUGCUAAAAACUGAAUAGGAAAUGAAACAAUUGUGACACUAAGAUAAUCCACGGCCAUUGUGCAUUUUACCCCAUUUAUGACUUUAAUUGCAUCUGUUAAUUAAUCCUAAUAUGGUUGAACAGAGAGUGAUGAGGUUGGAGAAUGAUGUGAUGAGGGAGUUUGCAAAUUAGAACAAAUUUAAUUUUUGCUGAGUUUUCUUGGUGCUACAAUUACCUUUCAUCAUUGAUGAGGGUUCUAGAUUUUCAAUUCUCUGUCCUCUACUAUGCAUGCAGGACACUUUUAGGUUGUUUGCAGUUCACACAGGCAAUUGCAUAUAAGUGUCAUACAUCUGGAAAAAUGAACAACCACAAAAAAAAAAUACAAAAACAAAAAAAAAACAGAUUUCAUAAAAAAUUGUAAUUGAGCAGUGUCAGCGUUAUCUAUGUAACGACAGAAAUGGUGAUGCAAUUUCAGAACGUUCUGAAAUGUACUAUGCACAAGGAAAAAAAUAAUAAAUUCCUGUUAUUAAAUUAAAUGAGCUUAUUUUCUGGAUUUACUUGAAGUCCAGAAUAGGUUCUUUUGGAACAUUUUGAAUUCUUUGAUGGUUUAUCUUUACAUUCAACAAGAGCAACUUCUGACAGCAACUAACUUUCACUCCCUGUUCUUCUUUCACAGCCUACUCAACAACAAUCAUAUACGAAGGAUUCCCAGGGGAGCGUUUGAAGACCUAGAAAACCUAAAGUAUCUCUAUUUGUACAAGAAUGAAAUCCAAUCAAUUGACAGACAAGCAUUUAAGGGCCUUGUCUCUCUUGAGCAACUCUACCUGCACUUCAACAGCAUUGAUUCUUUGGAACCGGAAUCCUUCAGCCAUCUGCCGAAGUUGGAACGACUGUUUUUGCACAAUAACAGAAUAACACAGCUCAUCCCAGGAACCUUUGCUCAUCUUCAGUCCAUGAAACGAUUGCGGCUGGACUCUAACGCUUUAAGCUGUGACUGUGAGCUGCUGUGGCUGGCCGACCUGCUGAAGCAGUACGCCGAGUCAGGAAACGCCCAGGCUGCUGCCACCUGCGAGCAUCCCAGUCGACUACAGGGCCGAUCAGUGGCCACCCUCACUGCUGAGGAGCUCAAUUGCGAGGUACCAAGGAUCACCUCAGAGCCCCGGGAUGUCGAUGUCACAUCAGGAAACACUGUUUACUUCACCUGUAGGGCUGAGGGAAACCCCAAACCUCAGAUUAUCUGGCUCAGGAACAACAAUGCUUUAAAUAUGCGAGAUGACAAUCGUCUGAACCUCCUGGAAGAUGGGACAUUGAUGAUUCAAGACACCAGAGAGACUGACCAGGGAGUUUACCAGUGCAUGGCCAAGAAUGUAGCUGGGGAAGUCAAGACUUCAGAGGUCACUCUUAGAUACUUUGGAGCCCCCUCCCGGCCAAGUUUCGUCAUUCAACCCCAGAACACGGAGGUGCUGAUGGGUGAGAGCGUGACCCUGGAAUGCAGCGCCACUGGUCAGCCACAGCCAAGAGUCACAUGGACGAAGGGUGACCGCACGCCGUUGCCCAGUGAUACUCGCAUCAACAUCACUCCAUCUGGGGGGCUUUACAUCCAGAAUGUUGUCCGAGAGGAUGGAGGUCUAUACACAUGCUUCGCCUCCAAUAAUGUGGAUACCAUACAUGCUACAGCACGCAUCAUUGUCCAAGCGACUCCCCAGUUUACCGUCACACCACAGGACCAGUCAGUUUUGGAGGGUAACACAGUGGAUAUUCCCUGCGAGGCGAGCGGUUACCCAGAGCCGGUCAUUGUCUGGACUCGAGGCGGAAAUGUACUUCCUUCUGACCGACGACAUACGAUUCUGCCUGCUGGUACCUUCCGUAUAACUCGUGUUGCGACCCACGACGAGGGCCAGUAUGAGUGUGAGGCAGUGAGUCCUGUGGGGACAGUGCGCGCAACUAUGCAGCUCAGCAUUGAGCAAAGAGCAGCCCCCCAGUUCACGGUAACGCCACAGGACCAGUCAGUCUUGGAGGGUAAUACGGUGGAUUUCCCCUGUGAGGCAAGCGGUUAUCCAACGCCACUGAUCAUAUGGACUCGAGGUGGAAGUCCUCUUCCCUCAGACCGCCGCCAUGUCAUCCUGGCUUCCGGUACGCUCCGCAUCACUCGGGUUGCUGCACACGAUGAGGGCCAGUAUGAAUGUGAGGCGGUGAGCACGGUGGGAACGGUCCGCACCGCUGUGCAGCUUAGCAUCGAGCAAAGAGUAACGCCUGUUUUCACAAAUGCUCCAAGGGACCUGACUGUGGAGUCUGGUCAGGAUGUGCAGAUUCCCUGCAGUGCUCAGGGCCAGCCGCGCCCGGUCCUCACCUGGAACAAGGAUGGUGUUCAGAUAACAGAGAGCGGCAAGUUCCACAUCAGUGAAGAAGGUUACCUGGAGGUGAAAGAUGUUGGCACAGCAGAUGCUGGACGCUACGAAUGUGUUGCCCGGAACCCCAUUGGAUACCAGGCUGCUCGAAUGGUGCUUACAGUCACAGUGCCUGCUAUCAGCCGAGAGGGAGACACAUUUGUGAGCACAUCCAUAGAGCAGGCCAUCCGUACUGUGGACAGUGCAAUUGAAUCCACAAGGAGACGUCUGUUUGACGGUCAGCCUCGUACUCCAGGAGAGCUGCUUGCCCUUUUCCGAUAUCCUCGUGAUCCCUACACGGUGGAGCAGGCCCGUGCUGGGGAGAUCUUUGAGCAGACUCUUCUGCUCAUCCAAAACCACGUCAACCAGGGUCUCAUGGUGGACACCAACGGUACCGCAUUUCGCUACAACGAUCUGGUAUCGCCCCGGUUUCUGGAAAUGAUUGCAAAUCUCUCUGGCUGCACAGCCCAUCGCCGCAACAAUAACUGCUCAGACAUUUGCUUCCAUCAGAAGUACCGCAGCCAUGAUGGGACGUGCAACAACCUGCAACACCCCAUGUGGGGCGCCUCGCUCACUGCGUUUGAACGUCUCCUGAAGCCAGUUUAUGACAAUGGCUUCAACCUGCCCAGAGGAACCACAGACAGGGUUCAUAAUGGUUAUCGACUGCCCCUGCCUAGGCUGGUGUCCACCGCAAUGAUUGGAACAGAGACCAUCACUCCUGAUAAUCGCUACACUCACAUGCUGAUGCAGUGGGGUCAGUUCCUGGACCACGACUUGGACUCCACAGUAGUGGCCCUGAGUCAGGCUCGGUUUUCUGAUGGCCAGCUGUGUGCUCAGGUCUGCACGAAUGACCCGCCAUGCUUUCCAAUCCAGUUCCCACCCAAUGACCAGCGGCAGCUGCGAAGCGGUGCUCGCUGCAUGUUCUUUGUCCGUUCCAGCCCAGUGUGCGGUAGCGGGAUGACGUCUCUGCUCAUGAAUAGUGUUUAUCCCAGAGAACAGAUCAACCAGAUCACCUCCUACAUUGACGCCUCCAAUGUCUAUGGCAGCUCACGACAUGAAUCAGAGCAGAUUCGCGACAUGGCCAGCCACAGGGGGCUUCUUCGUCAAGGCAUCAUACAACGAACAGGGAAGGCGCUUCUUCCAUUUGCCACAGGACCGCCGACUGAGUGCAUGAGGGAUGAGAACGAGAGUCCAAUCCCUUGCUUCUUGGCCGGAGAUCACCGUGCCAAUGAACAACUUGCCUUGACUUCUAUGCACACUGUGUGGUUCAGGGAGCACAACCGCAUCGCUACAGAACUGCUGAGACUGAAUCCCCACUGGGACGGCGACACCAUCUACCACGAGACCAGAAAAAUAGUGGGGGCCCAGAUGCAACACAUCACCUACAAUCAUUGGUUACCAAAGAUACUCGGUGAAGCAGGCAUGAGGAUUUUAGGGCCAUACACCGGUUAUGACCCCAAUGUUAACGCUGGCAUCUUCAAUUCGUUCGCCACAGCAGCUUUCCGCUUUGGACAUACCCUCAUCAACCCAAUACUCUACAGGUUAAAUGAGCACUUUGAACCCAUCACCCAGGGUCACAUCUCACUGCACCGGGCCUUCUUCUCUCCUUUCCGCAUCGUAAAUGAGGGAGGCAUCGACCCGCUCCUUCGUGGACUGUUUGGUGUUGCUGGCAAAAUGCGCGUUUCCACCCAACUGCUGAACACUGAGCUGACUGAGAAGUUAUUUUCCAUGGCCCAUGCUGUGGCACUGGAUCUGGCUGCCAUGAAUGUUCAGAGAGGAAGGGAUCAUGGUAUACCACCAUACAAUGACUACAGGACCUUUUGCAACCUGACCUCAGCUCAGACUUUUGAUGACCUGAAGAAUGAAAUCAAAAACCCUGAUGUCAGAGAAAAACUACGAAGGCUAUACGGUACACCUCUGAACAUUGACUUGUUCCCAGCCCUGAUGGCUGAAGAUCUGGUCCCUGGCAGUAGACUGGGCCCCACCCUCAUGUGUCUGCUCGCAACGCAAUUCAAGCAUGUCCGAGAUGGAGACCGGUUUUGGUAUGAAAACCCAGGUGUGUUCACUCCUGCACAGCUAACACAGCUUAAGCAAGCGUCCUUAGCUCGAGUUGUGUGUGACAAUGGAGACAACAUCACCCGGGUCCAGCGGGACGUGUUCGCAGUGGCCGACCUGCCCCACGGAUACGGAAGCUGUGAUGAUGUUCCUCAGAUCGACUUGCGAAUGUGGCAGGAUUGCUGUGAAGACUGCAGAACCAAGGGUCAGUUCAAUGCCUUGUCAUACCACUUCAGGGGACGAAGAUCAGCAGAGCACAGCUACAAGGAGGAGAAACAUGACAGCAGUAUUCAGGACACAAGCCCUCUGGAAGAAGCUCAAAACAGUCUAUCAAAUGCCACUUUGAACUCCAAGUUGAAUAGUGAACCUUCAGUUGGUGACUUCCAGGAGUUUGUCUCAGACAUGCAGAAGACCAUCACAAGCUUAAGGAAACAGAUUAAGAAACUGGAAGCUCGUCUACACAAGUCCACCUGCAUAGACGGCGAGGGGCGUGAGCGGACAGAUGGAGAGCGCUGGCGAAAGGACUUGUGCUCGACGUGUGAAUGCAGAGAUGCCCAGGUGACCUGCUUCGUCGAGUCGUGUCCAGCUGCGGAGUGCAAACAGCCCAUCAAGCUAAAAGGUGCCUGCUGCCCUGUGUGCCUCCAGGAGGAAGAUGACGACAAGAGGCAAAAAGCUGACACCUACCACAAGUAACUUUCAGGACCCUCCCCGACAACCUCACACCCUGACAAUCCAGUGUCUGAAACCCACAGAAAGUCAGACAAAUCAAGAGAGGACAUGGGACUGACUCAUAGCCACGGUUGAUCUCGACAAACCCCACAGCCUCUCAGUUUUUUUAAAUCAGGGGAGCAAUUUUUUAUUUUUUUUUCUUGUUUUCAAAUUUGUCCGGCGUUCAGUUUGAAAUUGUUCAGCAAUAAGUCAACAGGCACUCCAUGGAUUUACUUCUGCAGCAAUGAAUAGAUAAAUGGAUUAUAUAAAGAGGAUGGAGAAAAGCUAUUCUCUGGCACUGAGGUGCUGUUUGCUCUCAAUGGGAAAAUGCAGGACCAGCUGCCAUUGACAAGCAGGAAUAAGAAGUGGAUGGAAAGGCAGCAGUGUUCUCAAAAAAUUUUCUCAGGUUAGAGAUACCGAAAAACUGGUGCUAUUUCCUUGUUUUUACUCCAAGAUAAUCUCUAAAUACGAACCUUAAAGUAUUAUCGUUUGUAUACAAAGCCACCUAUAUACACGCAAUACUGUAUGUCUUUUAUUGAUACAUCAGACUUGAGUGGAUAUUUUAUUCAAGGACUUUUAUUGAAUAAUUGUCUUUUUAUUUUCUGGUGCUUCAUAUUGUUGCUUUUUACCCUUUUUUUCUAUGUAAAUGCUUACAUGUGAAAAUAAUGUGAAGCCCUGCAAAAAUUUUUGUAACGCAAAAGAAACAUGUCUACUGAUACCUGCUCUUCUGUCCGUGGGAUAGCUUUUUCAUCUCUCUUGGGCCUCAGGUGAGGUGGUGCAGGGAGGCACUUCUCUGUGGAGGAAACCCGACUCAACUCCUGCAGCACUGUCCUCUUCACGUCUACGGGUCUGUCUCAAUCAUUUAGAUUAGCAUCAAAAAGUACAUUUAUAUCAGUAGGGACAUCAGAAGCAUUUAUCUCUGUUCAUGUUUAUGAUCACAGGGUAGUAAAAACCCAAAAUGCUGUUCCUUGGAAAAAUAGAAUCUUACCUGAUUUUGAUGUUCAGUGUAUGCAUUCAGUACAUGGCUGGGACUCAUGUUGCAUGAAUUUUCGUGCAACGUGGUGUGGUAUGGAGGAGAUCAAAUUGUGGUUCUACCGAGGAGUUUAGGAAGCCCAAGUUGCUUUCAGAGUGACCUUCAAAUUGUUUGCGUUUUGAGAUCUGGUGUCUCAUCUUCCUGCUUGAGAAUGUCAUGGAUCUCUUUGGGAUUUAAAUCAGAAUUGUCAGCAGGCUAAUCAAUGACAUUGAUACUGUAUCAAGGUCAUUGAGCUUUUGACUUUGUUACUGGUUCUGCAGUGGCUUUGAACAAGGAAUACGUUACCUUAAGUCCAUGCAUCUUUUCCUAUCAUAUUUUUUUCUUCCACCCAAUGUUCAAAUAAUAUUCUUGGACACAGCCCUGUAUGAAAAGCCAGCUUGUUUAGCAACAACCUUUUGUUGCUAAUCAUCUUUGUGAGUACUUACACCUGUCAGGUCAACCAUCUUCACAAUGUGAAGCCAGGGUUUUUCAAAGAGUGAUAAAGUUUUAAUACUUUUCAUUGCAACUUUUGAUUUCACUGAAAAUAAACUGCACAAAAUACUGAAACACAGUUUUACAUUCACCAAUCUCUACUUCUAAGCCUUAGUCAUCAAAAUGAACAAAAACACUCGUAACAUGUUAUCUAAUGUCUAAUGAAUCUACAAGCGUUGCAUUUUGAAUUGAGCCAACAUGCUUCUACAUCUGUAAAGUUGUGAAUUUCCUCCCAAUGUCUUUUCCUCAACUUCUACAGCCAAAAAUAGUAUUGCAGAAUUCCUUACAUUAUGUAAUUAGCAUAUUUGAAACUAUGUAUGGAUGUUGUAAAAGAUCUGGAUGCAGCCUUUGGUACUGCUAAAUUUACCAUGGUAGUAUUCACUUAUGGUGUAUUUUCUUACACAUUCAGUCUUUAUUCAUAACUACAAAGGUCUGUUUCUCUGGUGCGCCAGUUUUACAAGGACAUGCUUGCAUACAUUAUUUAGUCUUCAGCUUCUCCUUUCCUUUAGUUGUUUUUCUCUCGCUCAUUUUUCUCAAAGGACAGUUUUCAGUGUAUGGAAUGCUGACCCCGCUCUUGUUUUCUUGCCAUAUUGAAGAUUUGAGUCUGAACUGACGUCACUUCGUAGAGUGCAGACUCUCUCUCUCCCUCCAUCCCUCUGACCCUCAUUCCACUGUAAUAGAAGCCAUAUGAGAGGGGGAGUGAGGGUGAUGAUGGGGGAGGGACAAUUUCAUGAUUGGACCUUACACAUGUACUGUACAUAUACAAAUACCACUCAUUAUUCAUCAUGCACUGGCUUGCAUUGUCUGAUUGUGUUGUACUUCCAAGUGCCUCUUUUUUUUUUUUUUUUGAAGCAAGCGUCUGUCACUGAGAACAAAUAGUACUCACCAGUAUUUUAAUGGUUUCAGACGAUUUGGUGGCUUCAGUCACACUGGUAUCACAUGCUUGCACAUUUUUGUAUGUUUACAGUUUUUGUUUCUGCAGCAACAGACUAAAUGCAUUUUUUGGCAAGGGGCCAAAGCAGUCAUUCACCAGUCUGCAUUGUAAUAGAUCUGGUUUAUUAGGUCAUUUUUAUUUUUCCCCUUUGAAAAAUUUCCAGGCGUCGAUGGAAUGCACUGCCCCGCAAGACUGGACAUGCUGUACCUACACUGUCCCAGCACCCAGUGGUCAACGAAGACGUACUAGAACCCAUUGUGACAGUUGUAUUGUACUUUUGCCAAAGAAUGGUUUGCACUGCCUUUCAACAGUGAUAAUAAAAAAGCCACAUUUCAAUUACACUGUGGACAUGUCA